AAUUGCAAUCUGCGAGCAACAAACCGUUUUAAGCUAAUUUCCAUUUCUCCUAUCUUUACUUUAUAGAGUUUACUUGGAUCGCAAGCGAUGUUUGGGCAACUUCAACGGCGAUUUCUAGCAGGAACUAUGGAAUUCUUGGAAAUGUAUUGGGUGUAGUACUUCAAACCCAUGAAAUACCCGGCUUCGUCCCGUAUCUGGCUUCUCUAAAUCCUACAGACCAUAGAUUUCAGAAUGAUACAUGGUUGAGAGAGAUCUGGGAGACGAACUUCCACUGCAGCUUUUCGGAUCCAAAUAAAACCAUUGCCGCCAAAUGCGCAUCGCACGACCUUAUGGACCUGGAGAGUGUCAGAGGGUACUCCCGGUCAUUCAGUCUCUACCACGUCUACUUAGCCGUCUACACAGCCGCCUAUACACUGAGAAGCAUAGAAGAAUGCACAACCCCUGGAGGACUACUAGCAGAAGGCAGAUGUCCGGAUCUAAACGACCUAGAACCCUGGCAACUCAUCAAUUACCUCAACCAGGUUAACUUCACGAAGCUCUCGGGCUCCAAGGACACUUCUCCAUAUCAUACGUUCAACGAAAAUGGAGAGAUGGCGGCGAACUUCUGCAUCGUUCACUGGCAGCGUCAGGGAGCGACAUCCGUGCCACCUGGGAGCGCCACCCGAUCCGAUAAUGUUUCCUCAUCAGCAAGUACUGAAGAGCAGACAGUGCGCUUCGUUGAGAUAGGUCGGUUUGACGUGCAACCCAACGGGGAGGGCGCUUUGACGUUGGAUCGAACACUUAUCGACUGGCACCACGACAUCAACGGGGGACAGCCCCCAGAGGGAGUGUGCCGAGCGGCUUGCCAACCUGGAUAUGUCAAGUCGACGAGAGAGGGCUCACCUCCCUGUUGUUUUGACUGUGAGGCUUGUCCGGUCGGCUCCAUCACAAACCAGACAGGUCGAACACACUGCAUCCAAUGUCCUGAAGGCGAAUGGUCGAACGAUGACCGGACAGCCUGUCUGCCCAAAUUCACUGACGUGCUGGUAUGGCAAGAUCCUGUUGCUAUUGUCUGCUUGGUCAUUUGCGGCAUCGGCGUGAUCUGUACCUUGGUAUCAUUAGGAAUCUUUAUUCACCACCAUGAUACAGCAGUAGUCCGUGCUUCAAAUCGUCCACUCAGCUACUGUCUUCUCUGUCUCCUCAUGCUGGGAUUCGUGGAACCCGUCCUCUACGUGGGCACGCCGACAAACUGGACCUGCAACUUUCGUAUCGCCCUACAUAGCGUCCUCAACGCUGCCAUCUUGGCUUUGUUUUUAGUCAAAACGAGACGAAUCUUGGCUGUCUUCGAUACCUCAUCAUGGCGAAAUGAAUCUCUUGUCAAGCGCGUGUUACGUAAUACAUCUGCCCAGGUCGUGCUCUUCAUCCUCCUCUGGGUCAUACAGGUUGCCGUGGUGACAGCUUACCUUUCUUUAGCGCCCUCUCGUGUUCAAGUCGAAUACAAUCUCUCUACAACCAAGGUCUAUAUCGUCUGCGAGAGUAACCUGUAUUGUUUUAUUGUCAUGUACAGCUACAUUGCGCUUAUUGCUAUCAUUUGCUUUGUCCUUUCGUUCAGCAAGAAAAUCCCCGAGAACUUUCACGAGACUCGUUACAUCACGGUCACCAUGAUGUUCUACAUUGUGAUUUGGAUCGUUUCCCUUCCCCUUUACUUUUCUAUCAAUGGCAGUCUGCAGUCGUUGCUGCAGAUGAUCACCACGUGGCUUUCCAAUGCAAUGAUUCUCGGGUUCAUGUUUGUUCCCAAGUGUUACAUCAUCCUGGCUCGACCAGAGACCAAUACGUCAAACAAUGUGAGAAGAAAAGCAUCAAAGUUUCCCGUCGGGGCGGAGUUCCAUAGCUCCCUCGGCAACAACGACGUCAUCCAUUAUAAAUCACGCACCAGGACGAUCACCACCUCCCACUAGUAGACAGCUAAAUAAAAACUCUUAACUUUUUUUUCUUCUCGAAUACGUGGUUUCAUAUUUAGCACGAAUCUGUGCUACUUCUAAACUUUACAGUUGCCAUGGAUCAAAGUCCUGGACAGUCACAAUGUAUUGAGUAUAUUCGGAGUAGAUUAUACUAUCUGAGUGCGACAACAAAUCGACUGUGGCAAUUCUCUGUUUGUUCCAUUUGUCGACUGAAGCCUGUGUACGAAGCUCUUCUCUCAUAACAUUUAACGAAAUAAUGAUAUAUGUCGUCUUCUAAUCUUUAUCUACACAUGCAGUAGCGUUCAUGAUAUAGUACUAAAGGUCUAUCCUUCGAGUAGUUGUCCAGUCUUAGCACGAAUCUUUCGCUGGUCUGUCUAGAAAUUUCAAGUUAUUUCAGGAUAUGUCCGUUAUUAGGACUGACCUGACGCGAUCUUCUCUGCAACAAUGAGUAGUAGUGGAAAAAACGAAUUAUUUACUAUAGGUCAAACGACAUGCAUGCACUUUGAAAUCUCCAUUUUCGAAUAGUAGUAUCGUUGCGACAAACAGCUCAUGACAUGGACACUAAAUAUGAAACAACCUCUCUACAGCAACAUAUUGUCUGACUGGAAAAUCAUUUAGUGCACCUGUAACAAAAGUCAAUUUGCUGGUAUGUAAAUGUAGAGCCACUGCUUUUAUUGUCUCCUCUUAAAAUAUACUGGACUUCCAUAAAGCAAAACAUAAUGUUAUCAUAGCAUGGCAGGAAAGAAUUCCACUGGCAUUUUCAUCUACUUUUAAAAGCACGCUUGUGCUUUGUUAAAUAAGUAAUGUAUUGGGGCAAUUGUUUUAUUCUGUUUAAAAUGAUGCAUUUCAACGAACUGUUUAUACCACUUUGAUGUUCAUUUUGACAGGGUAUUUGUAAUGUGCCUGUUUCUUUUUAACUGUGUUUGUCUUUUGACAUGGCGUUAAUCAUGAUUUGAAUGAAGAGUAUAACUGUACAAAAAAUAAUAUUUUACCAGUAUGUAAAUACUGGCGUAAUCUCCAGUGUCUAGCUUCCGAUAUCAAUCUAUGUACACGAUUUUUUAAGACUGCAAUCUUUAUCAUGCUCAACACCAAUAUUUGAUACCUAGAUUCUCUUUUAUCACGUCUAUUGAUUACAUGUACGCUUUUUAUUCUACGUAAUGAUGUCGUAAUCAAAACGCUUUAGGCAGGAAUGUUGUUAAAUUACAUUAUGUUAAUCUACAAGCAACAGUUUCAGUACAUGGCUCUUCAGAAGAAGAAAAAAACAUAGUUGAUUUCAGAGUCGCAUGGUCGCGUAUCAAAAGUACGACUAUUCUCCGAACGGGGCAUGCCUUAUGAUCAGGAAUUAAAAAUUAAUGAAAAUAAGUGUUGAUAAUGGCACCUAUGGCAUCCAUGGUAUGAAUAGUUCAUAAUGCUAUAUUCAUCUUCUUUAAAGGGGCAGGUUCUGGAUUGUUCGUAGCACAAACUGUGUUGACAAUGCGGAUAUUCACUAAAAGAUUAUUAAGUUCAACACACACAUCACUUUACGUUCUCAAAUAUCUAACCUCUAUGAGCGAUACCUAUACAUACAUGAGAUAUGAAGAAGAAAAAAAAUACAGUACUAGAGAUCUAAUGCAAAUUAAAUAUGUUUGUAUCAUUUAACACACGGUUGAAGUCACCAACACUUACAUGUUUGAAACAUACUGAUAUUUUUUUAUUAAAUAUAUAACUUGCAAAUUAAGUGUAUCUCGUGAAAAACCAAUAAGUACCAUGAUUGCUGUCGGUAUCUCAUUUAAUUUUAGCCACAGUUUUUAAUUUGCAAUCGUUAUUAGGGUUUAAAAAAUAUAGUAACACUAGUGAUAUUAUUUUCGAUACUACAUCCGCAAUGAGUAAUAUAUUUAGGCUUAAUGUUGUCUAAGAUUAGUGUUAAUUCAUUAUGGUUCUCGUUAUGAUAAUUAAUUGUAUGACAAAAAGAUCACUGGUCCGGGAAAAUGGGUCCUUCUUUCAAAAUUUGCAAAAUUGUGGAAUGGUGAGCCCUUUCGAGAAACAUGACCCAAAAUGUCCCCUAUUAAUGGGUAGGGGUUUCGACGCUUGAGCGGCACACCCCCGUCCAAACCAAAUCGUAGUAUCCCCCGGGGCUAGAUCCUAAUGUGUAUCCAAUGUUAUUGUUGCUUAUGGUUGAUUCAGUAUUAUUUUAUUUAAUAUCAUUAACAUACACAUAUGCAUAAACAAAAUGCACAGCUGCGUAAUAUUACUGUACCUCUUACUACUACUACU
This is a messenger RNA of Strongylocentrotus purpuratus (purple sea urchin), 4193 nucleotides long. Its product is annotated as extracellular calcium-sensing receptor. Gene Ontology annotation, biological process: G protein-coupled receptor signaling pathway. Gene Ontology annotation, molecular function: G protein-coupled receptor activity. The record is from RefSeq and is a predicted model, not a curated record. NCBI's taxonomy places the organism in Eukaryota, Metazoa, Echinodermata, Echinoidea, Camarodonta, Strongylocentrotidae. Gene Ontology annotation, cellular component: membrane.